CUGCUGAACAAAAUAGAGCAAAGUGGUGAAGGAGCUUUAGAUUUAUGUCUCCUCCGCAUGCAAAGACUACAGCAGAUCAUGCAAUGUGCUAAACGUGUUUUCAAUAUACCACAAGACAUCAUUGAUCUGAUCGACAAAGCUAUUGUUCUUUCCAUCAACAUUCAAGAAUUGCAUACAGCAUUACCUCUCAUGCCAGCGAAGACUGUUCAUGAUGGAGGGCGACACAGACCAACAUACGACAUUGCUGAAGAACAACUAAGGUACUUAGUUUGUGAAUUGCAACUAAGUGUCAGUGACUGCAGUGCAAUACUUCAAGUUUCCAGACAGACGAUAUACAACCGUAUGACAGCAUUCCAGAUCCCAAAACGAUGCGAGUUAUAUAGAAGUAUAGAUGACAAUGGCCUGGAUGAAGUGGUGAGAAACAUCAAGCAAGAAUUUCCCAAUGCUGGGCUGCGCAUGACAUUGGGAUUAUUGAGAAGUAGGAAAAUUUAUGCUGCACGAGACCAAGUCAUGAAAGCUCUUUGGAGGGUUGACCCUGUCGGAGUAUUUUCUAGAAGCCUUCGUCUCAAUGUAAUAGAAAGGCAUGAGUAUAGCAUCCACCUUCCAAUGCUACUCUGGCACAUUGAUGGUUAUCAUAAAUUGAUAAGGUGCAUUUUUAGCUCACCUUGA
Messenger RNA from Priapulus caudatus, 669 nucleotides. RefSeq lists its product as uncharacterized. The coding region runs from base 58 to 669 and encodes 203 amino acids. The transcript has 4 exons. The record is from RefSeq and is a predicted model, not a curated record. Lineage: Eukaryota; Metazoa; Priapulida; Priapulimorpha; Priapulimorphida; Priapulidae.